AUAAAAAACCCUUUUAUCUUAUAAGUCGAGGAUUUCCCUCAAAAACCCUAGCAGCCGAGCGUUAACCUCCCUGAACAUCUCGCCCUCGAAUUCUGCAGCGCAGCAGCAGCCAUGACGUUCAAGCGCAGGAACGGAGGUCGCAACAAGCACGGCCGCGGCCAUGUUAAGUUCAUCCGCUGCUCCAACUGCGGCAAAUGCUGCCCUAAGGAUAAGGCAAUCAAGAGGUUCCUUGUGAGGAACAUCGUUGAGCAAGCUGCAGUCAGGGAUGUUCAGGAGGCUUGCGUCUAUGACGGGUAUGUUCUCCCGAAGCUGUAUGUGAAGAUGCAGUACUGCGUCUCCUGUGCCAUUCACUCCCGUGUUGUGAGGGUGCGAUCCCGCACUGAGCGCAGGAAGCGUGACCCACCACAGCGCUUCCAGAGGCGCAAGGAUGAUGCUAAGCCUGGUCAAGGUGGUCCUGGUGGCCCCGUAGCUCGCCCUGCUGGUCCUCCAGUUGCUGCCCGAACUUGAAAGAUGAAAGUCAUGUCCCUGAUUUCCUUAAUGUCAGGAGUUUUUUAAGUAUCGAUGGAUGUGUAGCUCGUUUUGUUAUCGACUUUAGCCAUGUUAUGGAUCAAACAUCAAGUCCUUGAAAGUUUUGAUUAAUGAGGUUGCAGUUUGGUUUUGAUUCCUACUACAGAAUUGGAUCUUUGUCCAAAUAUUACUCUUGGAGUUUUCUAUACAUCCC
Linum tenue is the source of this 721-nucleotide messenger RNA. The record is from the annotation of a GenBank genome assembly. NCBI's taxonomy places the organism in Eukaryota, Viridiplantae, Streptophyta, Magnoliopsida, Malpighiales, Linaceae.